UACACACUUCAUAAACACACAGCAGGUGGAUAUACUGUAUAUGUCACAGCCUGCAGAAGAUGAAGACUACAGACAGCAGUGUUCACAGUCUGUCUCUGGAUUCCCUCAGUCUGACCGAGAAUGAACAUCCACAUGACGUCCAUCUGGAGGAUGCAGACGACACCGAGUCUUUGGGAGAUCUGAUGGAUCGCUUAUCAGGAGCCGGUUUCAGGAGAACAACAACAGUAUCAGGGGUGAAGCUGAUCAGGAAGGAUUUGUCGACUGAAGAAUUGUACCUGCAGGCCUGUAAACUGGUUGGAGUCAUUCCUGUCAGAUACUUCAUCAGAAACCUGGGCUGUGCCACCAUUAACCUCAACCACCACGGGCUCGGCCCACUGGGAGGAAAAGCCCUAGCCAUCGCUCUAGUGACAGACAUGCACACCACGACUCUGGAGCUGGCUGAUAACUGUCUGCGGGCUGAAGGAGCGACACACCUGAUGGAGAUGCUGAGGGCCAACUUCACCAUCCACAACCUGGACCUCUCAGACAAUCAACUUCAGUCUGCUGGAGCCGAGAGUGUGGCUAAAAUGCUCCUGGAAAACAUUUCCAUUAAAUCCCUCAAACUCUCAGGCAAUAAGUUUACUGAAGAUGAUGCCAAAUGGUUUGCAGAUGCUCUUUCGAGCAACUACAGGGUGAAGGAGCUGGAUUUAAGCCACAAUGAGUUCAGUGGCAGAGGUGGAGAACAUCUGGGCCAGAUGAUCGCAAAUAACGAUGGUUUAGAGGUUCUUGAUCUGAGCUGGAAUCACCUGCGGAUGAAAGGAGCCGUCGCUUUCUGUGCGGGACUGAAGGUGAACACGACUCUGAAACACCUGGAUCUGUCGUGGAAUGGCUUUGGAAAUGAAGGGGCUCUGGCACUGGGGGAAGCGCUGAAGUUCAACAACACACUGCAGCAUCUGGACCUCAAUAACAACCGGAUCACAGAUGAAGGAGCCGGCAUGCUGAGCAAAGGCCUGGAGGCCAACGACACACUGCGGGUACUGCAGCUGGCGUAUAACUCACUGACGGUGGAAGGAGCUCUCACUUUAAUCAACACGAUCAAAAACACACCAAAAUCCGCCAUCGAGGACAUCAACAUAUGUAACGUGCUGGUGAACGAGAACUUUGUGCAGCUCCUGGAUCUGACCUGUCAGGAGCGUCCCAGUCUGGAGGUGCAGUAUGGAGGCGUCGGCGGGUUCAUCGCCAAGAAGCCUCGAAAACGCAUCGACCCCAUGAAGAUCAUUCAGGAUUACCUCGAUCAGAGAAAGCUCCGUCUGUGGGACUUCUUCAGAAACAUCGACAAGGACGGGACGAUGCGUGUUCCUGUGGUCGACUUCAGAAAAGCAGUUCAGCAAUCCAGCAUCCCGCUGGAGAGAUUUCAGAUCGAGGAGCUGAUUCAGAGGCUGGACAGAGAUCGGACAGGUGUGGUGGACUACAGAGGCCUGGCAGACACUAGGAAGCAGAUGAUGCGGGACCACCGGCGGCAGCUUCGUAAGGUGGAGUCUCGGCAGAAGAAGGAGAAGCAGAAGAGCGAGCGGAUCCUGAAGACCUUCGAGAGCGCGGUGGAGGCCGUGACCCCGCGCAGCUCCAUGAUCAUCAUCUCGCCCAAAGAGGACUCCAGCGGCCCGCAGCCCUUCUCCGCUACACCGCUCAGCUCCUGGCACCACAUAGUCAUGUCCACCAGCAGCCGCUACUCCGACCACAACAUGAGCAGCGAACACGUGCACCUCCCCAUGAUCGGGAAUCCUCCGAGCUCGCCGGGAAUGAGGUCGUAUUCACAGCCAAACCUGUUUGCUAGUAUGCCCAAAACAACCUCCAGCAAACCGGCCUCUGCGCAGGGCAUCCACUCCACCUCCAACCCCAGCGUGACCAGCAGCAAACUCAGCCCCAUCGCCAACCUGACCCGCUCCAGGCCCGCACUGCACACCGAACCCAGCGGGAGAGCCAGAGCUAAGGGCAAGAAGAAGAAGAAGACCAAGAAAACUAAGGAGAAGAUUUAACAACAGCAGGACAUGAAGUGUUUACUUCUCAAGCCUGAGGUAUCAACACACUUGCAGUUGAGCACAUGGAUGUUUUUAUCUCAGUUCUCAGUGAUCCAACUUUGUCCUACACUACCAUGAUGCUUUGCGUGAGAGAAACUUCUGUUUGCAGUAUCUGUGUUUCCCAGAUGGAUUUUGAGCCGUUCUUCUUCAGAAUAGUGUUCAGGUGAUGCUGGUGGAGUAAAACCUUUCCUGACUCGCUCCUCCAUAACAGCCCAAAGUGCUCAAUAAUAUUUAGUUCUGGGUACUGUGCAGGCCAUGAAAGAUGUUCAACUUCACUUUCAUGUUCAU
Danio aesculapii is the source of this 2345-nucleotide messenger RNA. Its product is annotated as leucine-rich repeat-containing protein 74A. The transcript is spliced from 14 exons. Gene Ontology annotation, molecular function: calcium ion binding; protein binding. The coding region runs from base 60 to 2015 and encodes 651 amino acids. The record is from RefSeq and is a predicted model, not a curated record. NCBI's taxonomy places the organism in Eukaryota, Metazoa, Chordata, Actinopteri, Cypriniformes, Danionidae.